AUGUCUGCUUUUGGACUGCUACCAAGUCCUCCCAUCUCAGAUUCGAGGCCUGCCAGUACAGGACCUGAAUCUUAUUUCGCCUGCAAGGAAACUUCGCACGUGGACGGUGAGAAUGGUCCCUAUGAGUUGGAAGCGCCGGAAGCGCCGACUCCAGAGAAACCAGCGGAGAAGUCCACGAAGAAAGUUCUUGAAGAAACUACAGAGGAGCAUGAAAAACAACCGGAACAGGUUCAGAAUUCACCACAUACUAUCUAUCGUUCUUGGCAGACAAGUCCGGUCGACCCACGACUGGCUGAUGUCACAAGCGUGCAAGAAGCCCAUUCAAAUUUCAUGCGGCAAUGCGAGAAUGGCGAAAUAGCAUCACCAUCAGAUGGACCUAAAGCUCCACCGGUUCCUUUCACAUCACCUGCAUCUGAACUCAACCCAGGAUCUGUUUCAGAUAGGUCCCCGAGACCACAACGCCCGAGAACUGGAACUGUCUCGAGCGAAGCAAGCUGGGUGCCAAACAACUUCUCGUAUUGCAAGACAUGGCUCCAAGGUGUACCGCUUGAGUCUCCAAAUGGUAUUCAAAAUGAGAAUCCCCGGGUGUCGAACAGGAGGAAAUUCCAGAUCGUUGAGAAGGAUCCACCCAUGCCCUCAUUAGACGCCAUUCCCGGGGCUAAGGCUCUUGAUGAACCUGUGCGAUUUGCCGUUGCCAGCAAACCCCGAUUAGUAGAUAUUGCGCGACAGUCCUCACCGUCUGUAGCGCGUUCUCCCUCAUUGGAUCCAUCCCCGGCACCGCCUCCUGUACCGGCGCACACAGUUCCAAUGACGCCUGACCAAAUCCAGGAGGAAGUUUCAGCAUUCAGUCCUGAUACACCUCAAGACAACCCCCUUGCUAUGUCUGAUAGUGGCUACGGUACUCGGGAGUCUGGUUACUCUCUGGACAGUUACCCGGACAGCAAGGACGACGACACAUAUACUGAUCCUGGAUCAUUAACAUCAGACAGCGUCACAUCAACUGUUGUUUGCGAACGUUCAGACUCCGCGCCGGAAGAGCGCGAAACAUCACCGCAGCCUGAGAUACGAUCAGGCAGUGUCAGCCCUCAGGCCUCACCAUUACCACCUGCUCACACUUCCCCAGACCGAUCUAUCAAGUCUGACAAGGAAGACUUGGCGAAACAAGGUUCAUGGCGACAUGAGUGGACAAUAGACGACCAUGAAUGGACGCUUGGAGAACUCGAACACUCCGUCAAAGACUUCCCUCGCAACAUGCUACGUCUCACGUCACCAGUCAUCGUAUUCCUCCGCAAGAACGACGAGAAGGCCCUCCUGCGGCCAUUCCGCACUAUUUUCCCAGAUGCCACAGAGAAUCUAUUAGAUUGUCUGUGCGCUGCAGUCAUUGCUCGCAACUAUCUCCUUUCUCUUGCCGCGACCCAUCGCCGCAGACCUUCAUUAUCUGUCCGAAACGACAUAUAUGCCGUAGAUGCCAUUCCCGCAAAAGCAUAUAGCACUCUGGGCAUCCAACUCCCGACUGGAUCACCUAGUCACCGCAAAGAUCGGUUUAUUGGCUCCCGCAGCAGUGAUCUUCGUCAACAAGUUGAGAAAAUUGUUGACAACCUGCUGUUUGCCAUCUGUGGACGAUCCGAUAGCACACUGAAAUCCGCAGUCGAAGUCCUGGCGCAGGUCCUCGAAACCAAGGCUACAUAA
Molecule: messenger RNA, 1689 nt
Organism: Penicillium waksmanii
Lineage: Eukaryota; Fungi; Ascomycota; Eurotiomycetes; Eurotiales; Aspergillaceae
Exons: 2
Coding region: 1-1689 (562 amino acids)
Source: RefSeq, a predicted model, not a curated record